Messenger RNA from Exophiala spinifera, 1452 nucleotides. RefSeq lists its product as uncharacterized. Gene Ontology annotation, biological process: transmembrane transport. Gene Ontology annotation, molecular function: transmembrane transporter activity. NCBI's taxonomy places the organism in Eukaryota, Fungi, Ascomycota, Eurotiomycetes, Chaetothyriales, Herpotrichiellaceae. The coding region runs from base 1 to 1452 and encodes 483 amino acids. The transcript has a single exon. The record is from RefSeq and is a predicted model, not a curated record.
AUGGAUGUCGACGCCAUUACCGAGCGCCAGGCCUCCACCGCCGAUGCCAUGGCGAACCAGAAGCGCAAAAGUGUGGUGAACCAAGGCCUCACCGGUGCCUCUGCUCUGACGGUCCGACAGUCCAUCUUCCCUGUCGCACUGGUCACGCUCCUCUUCUUCCUCUGGGGUUUCGCCUACGGCCUACUCGACGUGCUAAACGCCAAGUUCCAAACGUCGCUCAACAUCACCGCCGCUAAGGCCGGCGGGCUUCAAGGCGCGUACUUUGGCGCUUACUUCAUCGGCCCCCUGACGUACUCUGGCUAUAUCGUGCGCAGAUUCGGGUACCGUGUCACCUUCAUGACCGGCCUCUGCAUCUACGGGGUCGGAGCACUAAUGUUCUGGCCCUCGGCGGUGUACAAGUCCUUCGGCGGCUUCUGCGGCAGCCUGUUCAUCGUCGGCAGCGGGCUCUCGACGCUCGAAACGUCUGCCAACCCCUACAUUGCGACCUGUGGACCCCCACGCCUGUCUGAGUUCCGUCUGGAGCUUUCGCAGUCCUUCCAGGCUGUGGGGUCUGUCGUCGCGCCACUGCUGGCCUCGCGUGUCUUCUUCAAGCACACGCACUCCACAGACCUCUCCCACGUCCAGUGGACCUACGUCGGCAUCGCUGCGUUUGUCUUCCUCCUCGCCGUGGUCUUCUUCUUCGCACCUCUCCCCGAGGUCACUGACGCGGACAUGGCCCUCCAGGCAGAACAGUGCGCCGACCUGACGGGAUACGAGGUGAAGCCCCUACGCAAACAGUACAAGCUCUUUUUUGGCGUCGCCGCGCAAUUCACCUACGUCGGAGCCCAGGUCGCCGUCGCCUCCCAGUUCAUCAGAUACGCCCAGGAGUCAGCUGGCAUUAGCGAAGCGGCCGCAUCCGACCGCUACGCCAUCGGCCAGGCUCUCUUCGCCAUUGGUCGCUUCGCCGCCGCCGGUCUGUUCAUGUUCGUCAAGCCGCGCCUGGUCCUUUUGGUCUUCAUGACCAUGAUCAUGGUAUUCAUCGCCUGCUCCAUGGGAGUAGAGGGGGAAGGCGGCGUCGCCAUGCUCUCUCUAGUGCUUUUUUUCGAGUCGUGCAUCUUCCCUACCAUCUUCACCCUAAGCAUCCGAGGUCUAGGACGGGAUACAAAGCGAGGUUCUUCUUGGAUCGUGGCUGCCGUUUCGGGCGGAGCUCUAUUCCCAGCCUUGACGGGCUUGGCGGCUGACAACUUCGGCUCCUACCAUCUGGCCAUGUGUGUACCGCUCUGUGGCUUCUUUGUCAGCUUCGUGUUCCCAAUCUACCUGAAUGUCUUCUGCAGGAAGGAGUUGGAUGGUUUCCGGGCGACAAAGAUUGGAUACAAGGACGAGGGACGCGGAACCAUCAUCGGUGACGCCGACGACAUCCAAACCUUCGAGGCCAUGGCCAAGAGACAAUCAGUGAUGGUGGAAAAGGUCUGA